CUGAUCGGACGGCUCCGGUCUAUCUAGCCUGAUAUACUUUCUGCUUCUUUCGAGUCUUCAUUCUUAGCAAUCAUGAAAGAAUUUCGACACGACCCCUCAUACAAGCCUUGGGGCCCGCUCAUCUCUCCGAACUACGUAAACGAACCCAUCACGGAAACCCACAUUAUCAUCGCCUCUAUCGUUUGGGCUCUGACGCUGGUCAAUGUCGGUAUUGCGAUCUAUUUCAUCUUGGGACAGACGAAAGGUUCUCGGUCACCGCUGAGAAGCGUGUACAUCUGGAUGAUAUGGCUGGAGCUCGGAAUAUCGUUCAUUAUGGGGCUGGAAUGCUUCCUCUAUCUGUUAAAGUACAUUAGACCAAGUAAGUUCAGCUUACACCGCGUAGUUCUCUGUUGGUGUAUUCAAGUCCAGCUCUUGCUACAGAUCAUCAUCAACCGUAUUCGAGUCAUCGUGCCUGACCGGCGGCGGUCGAAGAUGAUAAUGAUAUCGACCGCGGUCUUCGUCACUGCAAUCAAUAUUAGCGUUUUCAACGUUUGGAUACCGGCACGGCUACAAAUCAACAAAACUUAUAUCGUUGCCAACGAGUACUGGGAUCGCAUUGAGAAAGCGCUCUACCUCAUCGUGGAUGCAUUUCUGAACUGGUACUUCUUGAAGACAGUGAAAGCGAACCUCAUCAACAACGGUCUCACCAAGUACAACAAGCUAGUUCGAUUCAAUCAACAGAUUGUCGUUGUAUCGCUCCUCAUGGACGUCAUGAUUAUUGCCGCCAUGUCGAUACCUAAUUCCUUUGUCUACAUCCAAUUCCACCCUCUCGCCUACCUCGUAAAACUCAACAUCGAAAUGACCAUGGCCAACCUCAUCAAACGCAUCGCAGUCUCCACGUCCCGCAAGACAGGCAAGGCCUCGAUUGCGGAAGAAUUCAAGUCCUCCUCCAACCUGUCUACUUCAGGUCAGAAGUCGGCGUCGCACGCGCAGAAGUCAAAGCGAGGUUCCAUCCACGAGCUGGCAAGCAUUGUGUCCUACAACGCAGAGGGUGUGGCAGGUGAUCGCAUCGUCAGUUUCGCACCAACGGGCAACCAGAUCAAGCGAACAAAAGAAGUUGUCAUCAGCAACGAACCAAACCCCUUCUUUGAGCGUAGAGGCUCCGAAGUGGCUAUCACGGGGGGGAAGGCACAAGGCGUUCUGGUGGACGAGAGGACAUUAGUUCGACCUAAGAGUUUGGAGAGCGUAACGGAGGGCAAUGAGAGUAUGAAGAGCGCGGAUCUACCGAAGAGAAAUCCGGACGAUAGCGAUGAUGAGGCGGCGCUUGUGGGAAAAUUCAGGGCCUGGGGACGGCGGAAAAGUUAG
Messenger RNA from Cucurbitaria berberidis CBS 394.84, 1344 nucleotides. RefSeq lists its product as uncharacterized. The coding region runs from base 73 to 1344 and encodes 423 amino acids. The transcript is spliced from 4 exons. The record is from RefSeq and is a predicted model, not a curated record. NCBI's taxonomy places the organism in Eukaryota, Fungi, Ascomycota, Dothideomycetes, Pleosporales, Cucurbitariaceae.